CACACACCAAUGCGCUGUCUAUCAUUUGAAUCAUCACAAUUGCCACACACAGCUAUUGCUCUUCCAAUUGAACUCAACUCUCACCAGCUUCGCUUUUCUCUCCUUCUUCUAAAUCUGAGUUGAAGAAAUUACUCAACUAGGGUUGAUAAAAUGACUUUGAAAACCCCAGGAACACCAGUUUCAAAGAUAGUUAGGACUCCGGUAUCAACUCCAGGAGGGUCAAGAGCUAAGGAAGAGAAGAUUGUGGUCACAGUAAGGUUAAGACCUUUGAACAAAAGGGAGCAAUUAGCCAAAGAUCAGGUGGCAUGGGACUGCAUCAAUGAUUAUACUAUUGUGUAUAAACCACCUGCACAAGAACGGGCUGCCCAACCUAUCUCAUUUACUUUUGAUAAAGUUUUUGGUCCUGCUUCAGUAACAGAAGCAGUAUACGAAGAAGUAAAGAAUGUGGCAUUAUCUGCAUUAACAGGCAUUAACGCUACAGUUUUUGCUUAUGGACAAACUAGCAGUGGAAAAACAUAUACAAUGAGAGGCAUAACAGAGAGGGCUGUCAAUGAUAUCUACAAACAUAUCUUGAAUUCUCCUGAAAGAGAUUUCACUAUAAAAAUAUCUGGACUAGAGAUAUACAAUGAGAAUGUAAGGGACUUGUUAAAUUCAGAAUCUGGUCGCAGUUUGAAGCUUCUUGAUGAUCCUGAGAAAGGUACUAUGGUUGAGAAACUAGUGGAAGAGACAGUAAAAGAUGACAAGCAUUUGAGACAUUUGAUCUCCAUUUGUGAAGCUCAAAGGCAGGUUGGCGAAACUGCUCUAAAUGAUAACAGCUCGCGGUCUCACCAGAUAAUAAGAUUGACAAUUCAAAGUACCCUUCGUGAAAAUACAGAUUGUGUGAAAUCUUUUGUCGCAACCUUGAACUUUGUUGAUCUUGCUGGAAGUGAGAGGGCCUCACAGACACAUGCAGAUGGCACUAGGCUGAAAGAAGGCUGCCAUAUUAACCUCAGCUUGAUGACUCUUACAACUGUUAUAAGGAAGCUCAGUGUUGGAAAAAGAAGUGGACAUAUACCUUAUAGGAAUUCAAAGCUUACACGUAUAUUGCAACAUUCCCUUGGUGGGAAUGCUCGCACUGCCAUUAUUUGUACUUUAAGUCCUGCACUGACCCAUGUGGAACAAUCACGAAACACUCUCUUGUUUGCUACCCGGGCAAAGGAAGUAACAAAUAGCGCCCAAGUUAACAUGGUUGUAUCAGACAAACAACUUGUUAAACAUUUACAAAAGGAAGUUGCAAGGCUGGAGGCAGUGUUGCGCACUCCCGAUCCUUCAAAUGAAAAGGAUUGGAAAAUUCAACAGAUGGAAAUGGAAAUUGAAGAGCUGAAACGCCAGAGAGAUCUUGCACAAACUCAGGUGGAUGAAUUACGCAGAAAGCUUCAGGAUGACCCAAAGGUCUCCAACCCAGUUGAAUCACCACAUCUCCCAGUCAAGAAGUGCCUCUCAUUCACCGGUGCACUAUCAUCUUUUAAACCAGAGCCAGGAUGUGAGAACGUAAGAAGAUCAGCAUUAAGACAGUCCUUGAGGCAGUCGUCUACUGCUCCUUUUACCCUUAUGCAUGAAAUUCGCAAGCUUGAGCAUCUCCAAGAGCAGCUAGGUGAAGAAGCCAAUAGAGCCUUGGAAGUAUUACAAAAGGAAGUGGCAUGUCAUAGAUUAGGUAACCAAGAUGCAGCUGAGACAAUUGCAAAACUGCAAGCAGAAAUAAGGGAAAUGCGUUCUGUCAGGUCAACAACACCAAAGGAGGUUGAAGUUGGUUGCAUGGUUUCUGUCAACAAGAGUGUCAGUGCUAAUCUCAAGGAGGAGAUUACCCGGCUUCAUUCACAAGGCAGCACCAUUGCAAAUCUUGAACAGCAGCUUGAAAAUGUUCAGAGGUCCAUAGACAAGUUGGUGAUGUCUCUCCCGAAUAACUUUCAACAUUCACCCAAUGAAGCCUCCCCUAAGCAUAAAAAGGAACACAGGAGGAAAAAGUUGCUUCCUUUGUCUUCAAGCAAUGCUGCCAAUCGCCAAAAUUUCCUAAGAUCUCCCUGCUCACCAUUAUCUAUUACACAGCAAGUUCUGGAACCAGAUGUUGAAAAUAAAGCUCCCGAGAAUGAUGAUAUUAUUUCAAUUGAUAUGCCUGAGUCUGAGAAGGAGACUCCAACAAAGAGUGAAGAAGCUGGAGAUGUUUCAUCGAAGGAAAAUACUCCCGUUUAUCGACGUUCUAGUUCGGUUAACGUGAAGAAAAUGCAGAAAAUGUUUCAGAAUGCAGCAGAGGAGAAUGUAAGAAGUAUAAGAGCAUAUGUGACAGAAUUGAAAGAACGUGUGGCGAAACUGCAGUACCAAAAGCAGUUACUUGUUUGCCAGGUGCUUGAACUUGAAGCAAACGAAGCAAAUGGUCACAACAUAGACAACGAAGAAUACCCAUGUGAACAGGAGGAACCCCAGGUCCCGUGGCAGAUAACAUUUAAAGAGCAACGACAGCUGAUCCUUGAAUUAUGGGAUCUAUGUUAUGUCUCCAUCAUCCAUAGGACCCAGUUCUAUUUGUUAUUCAAGGGAGAUCCAGCUGAUCAAAUAUACAUGGAAGUAGAACUAAGGCGUUUGACAUGGUUGCAACAACAACUAGCGGAACAUGGGAAUGCAAGCCCAUCUCCUCAUGCUGGGGAUGAACAUACCACUAUCUCAUUGUCAUCAAGUAUGAGAGCUUUGAAACGAGAAAGGGAAUUUCUGGCCAAGAGACUGACAUCACGUUUGUCGUUGGAGGAGAGGGAAGUGUUAUAUAUGAAAUGGGAUGUUCCUCUUGAUGGGAAGCAGAAGAGGAUGCAAUUUAUCUGCAAACUCUGGACUGAUCCUCAUGAUCCUAUCCAUGUACAGGAGAGUGCUGAAAUAGUUGCAAAGCUUGUGGGAUUUCGAACAGGAGGGAACAUGUCAAAGGAAAUGUUUGAACUGAACUUCGUGCUUCCAUCCGACAAGAGGCCAUGGUUAAUGGGCUGGAAUCCCAUUACAAACUUGCUUAAUUUGUGAUAGAUUUCAUGUUUGUAUAUUACGGUACCAUUAAAAAAGUCUUGUAAAUGCUAAUUGAUUUUGGCGCAUUUCUCAAUUCAAAAUUAUUGUUUUGGACUAUGUUCUUUGUUCCAAUAAACUGAUCCAAUUCAUUUGGAUUCCCAUCAUAUACAAGAAGCAUGUUGUCAA
Molecule: messenger RNA, 3204 nt
Organism: Vigna angularis (adzuki bean)
Lineage: Eukaryota; Viridiplantae; Streptophyta; Magnoliopsida; Fabales; Fabaceae
Product: kinesin-like protein NACK1
Exons: 15
Coding region: 151-3036 (961 amino acids)
Biological process (GO): microtubule-based movement
Molecular function (GO): microtubule motor activity; microtubule binding; ATP binding
Source: RefSeq, a predicted model, not a curated record